This is a messenger RNA of Closterium sp. Naga37s-1, 11970 nucleotides long. The record is from the annotation of a GenBank genome assembly. Lineage: Eukaryota; Viridiplantae; Streptophyta; Zygnematophyceae; Desmidiales; Closteriaceae.
AUGAACGAAGUUACGAUUAUUUGUUUCGAGACGUCUCGAAGCAAAUCCUCUUUCACGCUGUUUCAGUACUUUGAGAUGCGGGAUGUGAUGAUGGAUUGGAACAGAGUGGUGUUCAACAGCUCCAUGCACUUCUUCCGCCAUGCCGGCUUCUUUGAUGCUGAGUUCACCUACCCCAGCGUCAACACAACAGUGCAGCGCGUGGGGCGCAUGUUCACCUACCCCACCGGCAACACAACAGUCCUGCGCGUGGGGCGCAUGUUCACCUACCCCACCGCCAACACCACGGUGCAGCGGGUGGGGCGCAUGGUGAGCAUGCUGUACACGCCCGCCACGAGCUUCUACCACUCCAUCAUCGAGUGGGUGCCCCAGUGGCUCGUGCUGAGAGAGCUGCUGGAAGAACAUCCGAAUAUACUCAUUGUCAUGCGCGCGGCUCAGCUCCAGCUGUACAACAAUACCUUAAAGCACAUAGUUGGAGUGGAGCCAGCGCACAUGAACCUGCUCGUACUUGACUGGCAGCACCGCCACACCCUCUUCCUCACCCAGGCACUCUAUCAGCCUGUCUACCGCUGCUGCGGCCGAGCCACACCCACUAUUUGGCGCUUCCUCCGCCGAAACUUUUUCCUUCCGCCCGACGGGCUGCCCAUAUACGAGCCCGAAAGUUUCCGCCUCCGCCGAACCUCCCCACUUAAUUACCAAGACAUAACAGACUUACUUAGCCAGCGUGAGGAACAACAGUCACAACAUCCCCGGCGGCUCGACGUGCUGAAGCCCGGACCUCUGCCGAGCCUAGCGGAGACGUUCGGGAUGACGACGGGGCUGAACUGGGUGACGAUCCUGGUUCGGAGGCCCGGGAAUCUGUCUAGAAAUCUGGAGGAGAGUGUGUAUGAGAGGGUGGAGGGGUGGAUGAGGAAGGAGUUUGGGGAGAGGCGAGUGGUGGUGUUUGAUGGAACUCUGCCUCUCAUGGAAGCUUCUAGACUUCUGACAAGUAUUACGAACCUCCCCUUAUUUUCACAGAAACCCGAAUUCUCCCCUCCAUCUCUGCCCCCCUCCAUCUCUGCCCCCCUCCAUCUCUGCCCCCCUCCAUCUCUGCCCCCCUCCAUCUCUGCCCCCCUCCAUCUCUGCCCCCCUCCAUCUCUGCCCCCCCUCCAUCUCUGCCCCCCUCCAUCUCUGCCCCCCUCCAUCUCUGCCCCCCUCCAUCUCUGCCCCCCUCCAUCUCUGCCCCCCUCCAUCUCUGCCCCCCUCCAUCUCUGCCCCCCUCCAUCUCUGCCCCCCUCCAUCUCUGCCCCCCUCCAUCUCUGCCCCCCUCCAUCUCUGCCCCCCUCCAUCUCUGCUCCCCUCCAUCUCUGCCCCCCUCCAUCUCUGCCCCCCUCCAUCUCUGCCCCCCUCCAUCUCUGCCCCCUCCAUCUCUGCCCCCCUCCAUCUCUGCCCCCCUCCAUCUCUGCCCCCCCUCCAUCUCUGCCCCCCUCCAUCUCUGGCCCCCCUCCAUCUCUGCCCCCUCCAUCUCUGCCCCCCUCCAUCUCUGCCCCCCUCCAUCUCUGCCCCCUCCAUCUCUGCCCCCCUCCAUCUCUGCCCCCCUCCAUCUCUGCCCCCCUCCAUCUCUGCCCCCCUCCAUCUCUGCCCCCCUCCAUCUCUGCCCCCUCCAUCUCUGCCCCCCUCCAUCUCUGCCCCCCUCCAUCUCUGCCCCCCUCCAUCUCUGCCCCCCUCCAUCUCUGCCCCCCUCCAUCUCUGCCCCCCUCCAUCUCUGCCCCCCUCCAUCUCUGCCCCCCUCCAUCUCUGCCCCCCUCCAUCUCUGCCCCCUCCAUCUCUGCCCCCCUCCAUCUCUGCCCCCCUCCAUCUCUGCCCCCCUCCAUCUCUGCCCCCCUCCAUCUCUGCCCCCCUCCAUCUCUGCCCCCCUCCAAUCUCUGCCCCCCUCAUCUCUGCCCCCCUCCAUCUCUGCCCCCCUCCAUCUCUGCCCCCCUCCAUCUCUGCCCCCCUCCAUCUCUGCCCCCCUCCAUCUCUGCCCCCCUCCAUCUCUGCCCCCUCCAUCUCCAUCUCUGCCCCCCUCCAUCUCUGCCCCCCUCCAUCUCUGCCCCCCUCCAUCUCUGCCCCCCUCCAUCUCUGCCCCCCUCCAUCUCUGCCCCUCCAUCUCUGCCCCCUCCAUCUCUGCCCCCCUCCAUCUCUGCCCCCCCUCCAUCUCUGCCCCCCUCCAUCUCUGCCCCCCUCCAUCUCUGCCCCCCUCCAUCUCUGCCCCCCCUCCAUCUCUGCCCCCCUCCAUCUCUGCCCCCCUCCAUCUCUGCCCCCCCUCCAUCUCUGCCCCCCUCCAUCUCUGCCCCCCUCCAUCUCUGCCCCCCUCCAUCUCUGCCCCCUCCAUCUCUGCCCCCCUCCAUCUCUGCCCCCCCUCCAUCUCUGCCCCCCUCCAUCUCUGCCCCCUCCAUCUCUGCCCCCCUCCAUCUCUGCCCCCCUCCAUCUCUGCCCCCCUCCAUCUCUGCCCCCCUCCAUCUCUGCCCCCCUCCAUCUCUGCCCCCUCCAUCUCUGCCCCCCCUCCAUCUCUGCCCCCCUCCAUCUCUGCCCCCCUCCAUCUCUGCCCCCCUCCAUCUCUGCCCCCCUCCAUCUCUGCCCCCCCUCCAUCUCUGCCCCCCUCCAUCUCUGCCCCCCUCCAUCUCUGCCCCCCUCCAUCUCUGCCCCCCUCCAUCUCUGCCCCCUCCAUCUCUGCCCCCCUCCAUCUCUGCCCCCCUCCAUCUCUGCCCCCCUCCAUCUCUGCCCCCCUCCAUCUCUGCCCCCCUCCAUCUCUGCCCCCCUCCAUCUCUGCCCCCCUCCAUCUCUGCCCCCCUCCAUCUCUGCCCCCUCCAUCUCUGCCCCCCUCCAUCUCUGCCCCCCUCCAUCUCUGCCCCCUCCAUCUCUGCCCCCCUCCAUCUCUGCCCCCCUCCAUCUCUGCCCCCCUCCAUCUCUGCCCCCCUCCAUCUCUGCCCCCCUCCAUCUCUGCCCCCCUCCAUCUCUGCCCCCCUCCAUCUCUGCCCCCCUCCAUCUCUGCCCCCUCCAUCUCUGCCCCCCUCCAUCUCUGCCCCCCUCCAUCUCUGCCCCCUCCAUCUCUGCCCCCCUCCAUCUCUGCCCCCCUCCAUCUCUGCCCCCCUCCAUCUCUGCCCCCCUCCAUCUCUGCCCCCUCCAUCUCUGCCCCCCUCCAUCUCUGCCCCCCUCCAUCUCUGCCCCCUCCAUCUCUGCCCCCCUCCAUCUCUGCCCCCCUCCAUCUCUGCCCCCCUCCAUCUCUGCCCCCUCCAUCUCUGCCCCCCUCCAUCUCUGCCCCCCUCCAUCUCUGCCCCCCUCCAUCUCUGCCCCCCUCCAUCUCUGCCCCCCUCCAUCUCUGCCCCCUCCAUCUCUGCCCCCUCCAUCUCUGCCCCCCUCCAUCUCUGCCCCCCUCCAUCUCUGCCCCCCUCCAUCUCUGCCCCCCUCCAUCUCUGCCCCCCUCCAUCUCUGCCCCCCUCCAUCUCUGCCCCCCUCCAUCUCUGCCCCCCUCCAUCUCUGCCCCCCUCCAUCUCUGCCCCCUCCAUCUCUGCCCCCCCUCCAUCUCUGCCCCCCUCCAUCUCUGCCCCCCUCCAUCUCUGCCCCCCUCCAUCUCUGCCCCCCUCCAUCUCUGCCCCCGCCAUCUCUGCCCCCCCCACUCCAUCUCUGCCCCCCUCCAUCUCUGCCCCCCUCCAUCUCUGCCCCCCCUCCAUCUCUGCCCCCCUCCAUCUCUGCCCCCCUCCAUCUCUGCCCCCCUCCAUCUCUGCCCCCCUCCAUCUCUGCCCCCCUCCAUCUCUGCCCCCCUCCAUCUCUGCCCCCUCCAUCUCUGCCCCCCUCCAUCUCUGCCCCCCUCCAUCUCUGCCCCCCUCCAUCUCUGCCCCCCUCCAUCUCUGCCCCCUCCAUCUCUGCCCCCCUCCAUCUCUGCCCCCCUCCAUCUCUGCCCCCCUCCAUCUCUGCCCCCCUCCAUCUCUGCCCCCCUCCAUCUCUGCCCCCCUCCAUCUCUGCCCCCUCCAUCUCUGCCCCCCUCCAUCUCUGCCCCCCCUCCAUCUCUGCCCCCCUCCAUCUCUGCCCCCCUCCAUCUCUGCCCCCCUCCAUCUCUGCCCCCCUCCAUCUCUGCCCCCCUCCAUCUCUGCCCCCCUCCAUCUCUGCCCCCUCCAUCUCUGCCCCCCUCCAUCUCUGCCCCCCUCCAUCUCUGCCCCCCUCCAUCUCUGCCCCCCUCCAUCUCUGCCCCCCAUCCAUCUCUGCUCCCCCCUCCAUCUCUGCCCCCCUCCAUCUCUGCCCCCUCCAUCUCUGCCCCCCUCCAUCUCUGCCCCCCUCCAUCUCUGCCCCCCUCCAUCUCUGCCCCCCUCCAUCUCUGCCCCCUCCAUCUCUGCCCCCCUCCAUCUCUGCCCCCCUCCAUCUCUGCCCCCCUCCAUCUCUGCCCCCCUCCAUCUCUGCCCCCCUCCAUCUCUGCCCCCCUCCAUCUCUGCCCCCCUCCAUCUCUGCCCCCCUCCAUCUCUGCCCCCUCAUCUCUGCCACCCUCCAUCUCUGCCCCCCUCCAUCUCUGCCCCCCUCCAUCUCUGCCCCCUCCAUCUCUGCCCCCCUCCAUCUCUGCCCCCCUCCAUCUCUGCCCCCCCUCCAUCUCUGCCCCCCUCCAUCUCUGCCCCCCUCCAUCUCUGCCCCCCCUCCAUCUCUGCCCCCCUCCAUCUCUGCCCCCCCUCCAUCUCUGCCCCCCUCCAUCUCUGCCCCCCUCCAUCUCUGCCCCCCCUCCAUCUCUGCCCCCCUCCAUCUCUGCCCCCCUCCAUCUCUGCCCCUCAUCUCUGCCCCCCUCCAUCUCUGCCCCCUCCAUCUCUGCCCCCCUCCAUCUCUGCCCCCCUCCAUCUCUGCCCCCCUCCAUCUCUGCCCCCCUCCAUCUCUGCCCCCCUCCAUCUCUGCCCCCCUCCAUCUCUGCCCCCCUCCAUCUCUGCCCCCCUCCAUCUCUGCCCCCCUCCAUCUCUGCCCCCCUCCAUCUCUGCCCCCCUCCAUCUCUGCCCCCCUCCAUCUCUGCCCCCCUCCAUCUCUGCCCCCCCUCCAUCUCUGCCCCCCUCCAUCUCUGCCCCCCUCCAUCUCUGCCCCCCUCCAUCUCUGCCCCCCUCCAUCUCUGCCCCCCUCCAUCUCUGCCCCCCUCCAUCUCUGCCCCCCUCCAUCUCUGCCCCCCUCCAUCUCUGCCCCCCUCCAUCUCUGCCCCCCCUCCAUCUCUGCCCCCCUCCAUCUCUGCCCCCCUCCAUCUCUGCCCCCCUCCAUCUCUGCCCCCCUCCAUCUCUCUGCCCCCCUCCAUCUCUGCCCCCCUCCAUCUCUGCCCCCCCUCCAUCUCUGCCCCCCCUCCAUCUCUGCCCCCCUCCAUCUCUGCCCCCCUCCAUCUCUGCCCCCCUCCAUCUCUGCUGCCCCUCCAUCUCUGCCCCCCUCCAUCUCUGCCCCCCUCCAUCUCUGCCCCCCUCCAUCUCUGCCCCCCUCCAUCUCUGCCCCCCCCUCCAUCUCUGCCCCCCUCCAUCUCUGCCCCCCCUCCAUCUCUGCCCCCCUCCAUCUCUGCCCCCCUCCAUCUCUGCCCCCCUCCAUCUCUGCCCCCCUCCAUCUCUGCCCCCCUCCAUCUCUGCCCCCCUCCAUCUCUGCCCCCCUCCAUCUCUGCCCCCCUCCAUCUCUGCCCCCCUCCAUCUCUGCCCCCCUCCAUCUCUGCCCCCCCUCCAUCUCUGCCCCCCUCCAUCUCUGCCCCCCUCCAUCUCUGCCCCCCUCCAUCUCUGCCCCCCUCCAUCUCUGCCCCCCUCCAUCUCUGCCCCCCUCCAUCUCUGCCCCCUCCAUCUCUGCCCCCCUCCAUCUCUGCCCCCCUCCAUCUCUGCCCCCCCUCCAAUCUCUGCCCCCCUCCAUCUCUGCCCCCCCUCCAUCUCUGCCCCCCUCCAUCUCUGCCCCCCUCCAUCUCUGCCCCCUCCAUCUCUGCCCCCCUCCAUCUCUGCCCCCCUCCAUCUCUGCCCCCCUCCAUCUCUGCCCCCCUCCAUCUCUGCCCCCCUCCAUCUCUGCCCCCCUCCAUCUCUGCCCCCCUCCAUCUCUGCCCCCUCCAUCUCUGCCUCCCCUCCAUCUCUGCCCCCCUCCAUCUCUGCCCCCCUCCAUCUCUGCCCCCCUCCAUCUCUGCCCCCCUCCAUCCUCUGCCCCCCUCCAUCUCUGCCCCCCUCCAUCUCUGCCCCCCUCCAUCUCUGCCCCCCUCCAUCUCUGCCCCCCUCCAUCUCUGCCCCCCUCCAUCUCUGCCCCCCUCCAUCUCUGCCCCCCUCCAUCUCUGCCCCCCUCCAUCUCUGCCCCCCUCCAUCUCUGCCCCCCUCCAUCUCUGCUCCCCUCCAUCUCUGCCCCCCUCCAUCUCUGCCCCCCUCCAUCUCUGCCCCCCUCCAUCUCUGCCCCCCCUCCAUCUCUGCCCCCCUCCAUCUCUGCCCCCCUCCAUCUCUGCCCCCCUCCAUCUCUGCCCCCCUCCAUCUCUGCCCCCCCUCCAUCUCUGCCCCCCUCCAUCUCUGCCCCCCCUCCAUCUCUGCCCCCCUCCAUCUCUGCCCCCCUCCAUCUCUGCCCCCCUCCAUCUCUGCCCCCCUCCAUCUCUGCCCCCCUCCAUCUCUGCCCCCCCUCCAUCUCUGCCCCCCUCCAUCUCUGCCCCCCCUCCAUCUCUGCCCCCCCUCCAUCUCUGCCCCCCUCCAUCUCUGCCCCCCUCCAUCUCUGCCCCCCUCCAUCUCUGCCCCCCUCCAUCUCUGCCCCCCUCCAUCUCUGCCCCCCUCCAUCUCUGCCCCCCUCCAUCUCUGCCCCCCUCCAUCUCUGCCCCCCUCCAUCUCUGCCCCCCUCCAUCUCUGCCCCCCCUCCAUCUCUGCCCCCCUCCAUCUCUGCCCCCCUCCAUCUCUGCCCCCCUCCAUCUCUGCCCCCCCUCCAUCUCUGCCCCCCUCCAUCUCUGCCCCCCUCCAUCUCUGCCCCCCCUCCAUCUCUGCCCCCCUCCAUCUCUGCCCCCCUCCAUCUCUGCCCCCCUCCAUCUCUGCCCCCCUCCAUCUCUGCCCCCCCUCCAUCUCUGCCCCCCCUCCAUCUCUGCCCCCCUCCAUCUCUGCCCCCCUCCAUCUCUGCCCCCCCUCCCUCGUUGAAGCCCGGGCUCUCUUCCGCCGAGCCGCCCUAUUGGUCGGCACGCACGGGGCCGCCCUGACCAACCUCCUCUUCAUGCCACGUGGCGCUUUCCUACUGGAAAUCCGCCCCCGGGGUUACCCUAACGCGUGUUACCACCACCUAGCCAGCGUGUCGCAGAUGCACUAUUGGCUGCUGCUGGGGAAUGGGACAAAAGACUCCGCCCUGCAAGUGGACACGGGGGAGGUGCUAUCUACGAUAAGGGAAGUUGCUGGAAAGGUGUUUGCUGCUCUGAGGGGAGAGCCGAAAGACAUGGGGGAGAGGUUGGAAGAGAGAGCAAAAAGGGGAGAGGAAGAGGAAGGAAAGAAAGUAAAGGAGGGGAGCAUUGCAGGGGCAAAGAGCGGAGGGAAAGAGAUUGGCAGCAGUGGUGGUGCCGCUGGUACCUCUACUGCUACUGGGACUGAAGCAGCUACUGCAGCGACUGCUGAUAGCAGCAACACCACACCAUCUGACGCCACUGGCACUGCUGCCACCACCCACCUUAUCAGCACAGGCUCCUCUACGCCUACACCUUCUCUCUCCAGCCCCCUUAUCUCUUCCUCCACCCCCAUCCCCACCUCCCUCCCCACUGACACCACCACUCCCUCCGCUCCCCCCUCUCUCACCCCCAUCCCGCCCCUCCCUCCGCCCACCUUCCCCAUCCCCCUCUCCACCUCCCCCUCCGCGCUCCCCGCCACCUUCCCCUCGGGCUGCGCGUGCUACCGGCUCCGCAACGCCUUCUGCUGCACCCAGGCCGUCUGCGUCUGCCGCAACGUCUGCUACAACGGGUCGGCGUUGCUCGGCAGAUACGGACCCGAUAUCACAGAUACCACCGACACCACCGAUACCACCGACAGCACCAGCAGCACCAGCAGCACCACUUUCCCCCCGCGCCCCCCCCACCCCUGCCUCCCCCCGGUACACGCCCCCGCCACAGCCAACAAAUCCGCGCUGCUCUCUCCCACGUCCUGCUCCAACCUGCCUCAGUUCGGCCGCAUGCUGAGAUCAGCGCUCUCAGAGGCGCCGGUGAAAGGCGGGCUGCAGGCCGCGGGGGAUGGGCGGUGGCGGCGGUGGGUUGGGGGGGAGGCGGAGUGGCGCAUGGGGGGGACCCUGUUUGUGCCUCUCACACACCAGACCACCAACGUGGCUCACUUUCUAGGCAAGGCGGCGCACAUCCUGCUCGUGAACAACGUGACCUCCAAGGCAGAUCAAUUUGACGCGCCUGUAGUAACAUCGCCUCCUAUUCUCUCUGCCCCCUCACGUGCAGGCAAGGCGGCACACAUCCUGCUGGUGAACAAUGUGACAUCCAAGACAGAUCAAUUUGACGCGCCUGUAGUAACAUCGCCUCCUAUUCUCUCUGCCCCCUCACGUGCAGGCAAGGCGGCACACAUCCUGCUGGUGAACAAUGUGACAUCCAAGACAGAUCAAUUUGACGCGCCUGUAGUAGCAUCGCCUCCUAUUCUCUCUGCCCCCUCACGUGCAGGCAAGGCGGCACACAUCCUGCUCGUGAACAAUGUGACAUCCAAGACAGAUCAAUUUGACGCGCCUGUAGUAACAUCGCCUCCUAUUCUCUCUGCCCCCUCACGUGCAGGCAAGGCGGCACACAUCCUGCUCGUGAACAAUGUGACAUCCAAGUCAGGCCUGCCACGUGUCGAUCGGUUUCUGCUGCCCCGUGCUGACUGGACCGUGCACAGGAGCACGGCCCACACGGCUGGCUGCCUUCCAGGCUGCACCUCCUCCUUCCCUCUCCUACCCGUUAUGCCUCCCUGUUACUCACAGCGCUCAUGCUCCCCGUAUCUCCUUCCCUCUCAGAAUGAAGGAGCACGGCCCACACGGCUGCCUGCCUUCCAGGCUGCACCUCCUCCUUCCCUCUCCUACCCGUUAUGCCUCCCUGUUACUCACACCGCUCAUGCUCCCCGUAUCUCCUUCCCUCAGAAUGAAGGAGCACGGCCCACACGGCUGGCUACCCUCCAUGCUGCACCACCUCCUCCGCAUGUCUCUCCUGUGCAAUCGACUCACACCUCUUUCUCUCCCACUUCUUCUCCUAACCUGUUCCCCACCCUGCUUCCUUCUCAGGAUGAAGGAGCACGGCCCACACGGCUGGCUACCCUCCAUGCUGCACCACCUCCUCCGCAUGUCUCUCCUGUGCAAUCGACUCACACCUCUUUCUCUCCCACUUCUUCUCCUAACCUGUUCCCCACCCUGCUUCCUUCUCAGGAUGAAGGAGCACGGCCCACACGGCUGGCUACCCUCCAUGCUGCACCACCUCCUCCGCAUGUCUCUCCUGUGCAAUCGACUCACACCUCUUUCUCUCCCACUUCUUCUCCUAACCUGUUCCCCACCCUGCUUCCUUCUCAGGAUGAAGGAGCACGGCCCACACGGCUGGCUACCCUCCAUGCUGCACCACCUCCUCCGCAUGUCUCUCCUGUGCAAUCGACUCACACCUCUUUCUCUCCCACUUCUUCUCCUAACCUGUUCCCCACCCUGCUUCCUUCUCAGGAUGAAGGAGCACGGCCCACACGGCUGGCUACCCUCCAUGCUGCACCACCUCCUCCGCAUGUCUCUCCUGUGCAAUCGACUCACACCUCUUUCUCUCCCACUUCUUCUCCUAACCUGUUCCCCACCCUGCUUCCUUCUCAGGAUGAAGGAGCACGGCCCACACGGCUGGCUACCCUCCAUGCUGCACCACCUCCUCCGCAUGUCUCUCCUGUGCAAUCGACUCACACCUCUUUCUCUCCCACUUCUUCUCCUAACCUGUUCCCCACCCUGCUUCCUUCUCAGGAUGAAGGAGCACGGCCCACACGGCUGGCUACCCUCCAUGCUGCACCACCUCCUCCGCAUGUCUCUCCUGUGCAAUCGACUCACACCUCUUUCUCUCCCACUUCUUCUCCUAACCUGUUCCCCACCCUGCUUCCUUCUCAGGAUGAAGGAGCACGGCCCACACGGCUGGCUACCCUCCAUGCUGCACCACCUCCUCCGCAUGUCUCUCCUGUGCAAUCGACUCACACCUCUUUCUCUCCCACUUCUUCUCCUAACCUGUUCCCCACCCUGCUUCCUUCUCAGGAUGAAGGAGCACGGCCCACACGGCUGGCUACCCUCCAUGCUGCACCACCUCCUCCGCAUGUCUCUCCUGUGCAAUCGACUCACACCUCUUUCUCUCCCACUUCUUCUCCUAACCUGUUCCCCACCCUGCUUCCUUCUCAGGAUGAAGGAGCACGGCCCACACGGCUGGCUACCCUCCAUGCUGCACCACCUCCUCCGCAUGUCUCUCCUGUGCAAUCGACUCACACCUCUUUCUCUCCCACUUCUUCUCCUAACCUGUUCCCCACCCUGCUUCCUUCUCAGGAUGAAGGAGCACGGCCCACACGGCUGGCUACCCUCCAUGCUGCACCACCUCCUCCGCAUGUCUCUCCUGUGCAAUCGACUCACACCUCUUUCUCUCCCACUUCUUCUCCUAACCUGUUCCCCACCCUGCUUCCUUCUCAGGAUGAAGGAGCACGGCCCACACGGCUGGCUACCCUCCAUGCUGCACCACCUCCUCCGCAUGUCUCUCCUGUGCAAUCGACUCACACCUCUUUCUCUCCCACUUCUUCUCCUAACCUGUUCCCCACCCUGCUUCCUUCUCAGGAUGAAGGAGCACGGCCCACACGGCUGGCUACCCUCCAUGCUGCACCACCUCCUCCGCAUGUCUCUCCUGUGCAAUCGACUCACACCUCUUUCUCUCCCACUUCUUCUCCUAACCUGUUCCCCACCCUGCUUCCUUCUCAGGAUGAAGGAGCACGGCCCACACGGCUGGCUACCCUCCAUGCUGCACCACCUCCUCCGCAUGUCUCUCCUGUGCAAUCGACUCACACCUCUUUCUCUCCCACUUCUUCUCCUAACCUGUUCCCCACCCUGCUUCCUUCUCAGGAUGAAGGAGCACGGCCCACACGGCUGGCUACCCUUCAUGCUGCACCACCUCCUCCGCAUGUCUCUCCUGUGCAAUCGACUCACACCUCUUUCUCUCCCACUUCUUCUCCUAACCUGUUCCCCACCCUGCUUCCUUCUCAGGAUGAAGGAGCACGGCCCACACGGCUGGCUACCCUCCAUGCUGCACCACCUCCUCCGCAUGUCUCUCCUGUGCAAUCGACUCACACCUCUUUCUCUCCCACUUCUUCUCCUAACCUGUUCCCCACCCUGCUUCCUUCUCAGGAUGAAGGAGCACGGCCCACACGGCUGGCUACCCUCCAUGCUGCACCACCUCCUCCGCAUGUCUCUCCUGUGCAAUCGACUCACACCUCUUUCUCUCCCACUUCUUCUCCUAACCUGUUCCCCACCCUGCUUCCUUCUCAGGAUGAAGGAGCACGGCCCACACGGCUGGCUACCCUCCAUGCUGCACCACCUCCUCCGCAUGGCGCUCCAACCAAUCCCGAGCACGGCCCACACGGCUGGCUACCCUCAAUGCUGCACCUCCUCCUCCGCAUGGCCCUCGAGCCGCUCCUCCCCGCCUCCCUCCUCCCCUCCCUCCUCGCAUCCAUCUCGCCCUCCUCGCUCCUCGCCGCCGGCCCUCUGGCUGGUGGGCGGGUGGAGUUUGAGGGGCAGUUGAAUGCAGCCAGCGAUGAGAGGCCCAUGUGCUUCCAGACGCUUGUCGUUCCUGGAUUUCUCAAGGCCAUCACAUUCAACGGUAUGGCGGAGGAGGCAGAGGUGGUGAGGCAGCGACUGAGGGAGGUGUUUCUCACGCCUGACGGCCAACCAGUGCCCGAUAUCAUGGCCGCGAGCUCUGGUGGUGGUGGAAGUGCUGGAACUUUUCAACCGGAUGGAUUUCCAGGUGACAAUGACAGAAUACGCCGUCCUCCCUUUCUCCCAACAGCUAGCCCUCACUGA